This is a messenger RNA of Verruconis gallopava, 2628 nucleotides long. RefSeq lists its product as uncharacterized. The transcript is spliced from 2 exons. The record is from RefSeq and is a predicted model, not a curated record. Gene Ontology annotation, molecular function: oxygen binding; heme binding. Bases 511 to 1311 code for a protein of 266 amino acids. Lineage: Eukaryota; Fungi; Ascomycota; Dothideomycetes; Venturiales; Sympoventuriaceae.
CAUUAAUUCCCGGCCUUCACUCAGCGCACAUCGUGCCGACGCGAAUUCUCCCGAAGAAUCACUCCAUGUGGCCCCCCAGACGUCCAAACCCUCCCCUUCGUGUCAGCAGCCCCCUCCCCCCAGAUUUCCCGAUCAUCUUGUGCCCCUGGGGCCUUCGGAAACUUGCGUAGCAGUUCUCCAGCCUUGCCGGAGAAUGGUACGACCGGCCAGCCGGCGCGUUCGCUCGCUUUCCUUGCGGUCUGACCCUCCGUUCAUUCCCUUGACGUUAAGAGAUCUGAUCAAGGCCUAGCUGCUCGCGUGGGCCAGCCUUGAGUUGCUACUUAGUAAUGGCCCACUAUUAUUCAUGCCUACAUAUUGCCGGACUACCGUCGGGCUCCUGUUUCGAUACGUUUUGAUUUUUUUUUUCUUGGACUUGCUCACCACAUGGCUUCACGAUCACCUUUGAUAUUCCCGCACAUCUUCUCCAUCUUUGCCUUCCAUUGAGCUGUCCUGCUAUCGGGGUUUGUCGGCAUGGCGCCCGCCAGACGAGUCCAGCACAUCGAUCACGACGACAUACAUUCAAAUCUCCACGCGCGGAUACAAUACCUCCAUUCCUUCCUGGACUUUAACGCUUCUGAUAUCCAAGCCCUCACUGUUGGCUCAAAGUACAUUAGGACGUCUAUACCAACAAUUGUAGACAAAGUCUACUCGAAGCUGCUUCAGUACGACAUCACCGCCAAAUCAUUUAUUGAACGUGAGCUAGGAAGGGCCGGUCCCAGCGACAGUUUCCCGUCGAAAGACUCCUCACAAAUCCACUACCGCAAACUGUUCAUGCAGGGUUAUUUGCAAAAAAUAUGCUCGGAUCCAAGUAAAUUCGAGUUCUGGGAGUACAUGGACAAGGUCGGAAUGAUGCAUUGCCAGGCUACUACCCGCCGCGGACUGCACGUUGACUAUGUGCAUAUUGGCAUGACCUUGGCCUUCAUCCAGGAAAUGCUCACCGACGAAAUCCUUCUCCAUCCGAGACUGAAAACGGAGAGGAAGGCCGCGCUCAUCAAGGCUGUAGGGAAAGUGAUAUGGAUUCAAAACGACCUAUUUGCACGGUGGCACGUGAAGGAUGGUAAUGCUCUGAGAAGGCCGCUCCUGUCGCCGCAAAGUGAAAGAGAAGGAUUCCUGCACGGCAAGAGAAUGGUCGAUCCCAGUGGAAGUGUAAGCAGUGGGGGAGAUGAGAACUUCAGUAGUCCUGCCCAGAGCGAUGUCGGAACGCCCGCGGAAGAGCUGAAGCAAUGCCCGUUCUCGGGACUUUUGGAUAAGAUGGACAAGUUUGAAGUCUGAAUCGUCAUGUUUGGUUACGUGGGGGGGAAAUUGUUAGCGCUGAAUACGGCGUUUGUGUGUGGGCGGAUUUUGUGAUACCCCAAGAUACAAACUGUGCUGCGAAUAGAGUUGAGCGAAAAUGCAUGAACCCGAUCAUGAGUCCAAUUCAUGUUCAGUAUUGCUAUCAUGCCUGGAAACACGACCGACUGACGCAGGAUUUCAACUUCAGAAACUGUGGCUCUGCCGAUGGUCCUUGUGAUUAGACAUUGCCACAGCACGCAGUGCCGUGGAACAAGGCGCUGGUUCUCAUCUCGACGCGAUCUGGAAUACAGUGAGCGCUGUCAAUCAAAGACCCGAUGGCAAGGGGGAGUCAAGCAGUGAGACGUGCUUGCUGUAAAGGCUUCGGUUUGCCAAAUUGUUAUUACGCACGCUCGCAAGCAACAUGUUUGUUCAUCGGUCGAUCCAGGCUCGAGAUGGACGGUUGAAGGCGCAGCUGUGGCUAAACGCUAGACCGCGGGCUCUCUAGUGUGGUGGAAAGGAGGAGCGAGACGAGGCCCCUGAGUGAGGACGGGCAGAUGGAUACACAGUAGCUUCGUCGCUUUGUACCAUUCUCUUCCUUUGCGGGCACAGUCUAGUCGAGAGACAAAAGCCAAACUGAUCCAUCUAACACACGAAAGUGGACUCUUUUUAUUUGGGACAUCCGCCUUUCCGUCACAAUCCCAGUCCUCACAAUGGAGUCGGCAUCUACGUCAUCGCCGUCCAAUGCUUCAGCAGCUGCGUCCAAGGUAUCGCCAACUUCAACACAUCCCUCACAGGCAUGAAGUCGGGGCGCAGACUAAGUUGUGACAGCUCGAAUCUAUCAUGUCGCGUCCGCGACCAAUGACUCGUCGAUUCUACCUCGACCGCCCUGACCUGGACAAUCUGUGCGGUCAAAAGGCUGUAGAUCGCCUACGUUCGAAGAUACCCCAGAAAAUUAUUGAAGCGCAAAGGACAGCUGUGAUAGACACAUAGGGAGUAGGAAGUGCGAAACAUGUGUCUUGGAACCUUUUGGUUGCAUGCGCACGACUGCGAGAUACCGCGCGUCUUGUUUUCGUUUAUCAGCCGAUUGUCUCGAUUACACGCGCUGUUCUCGCUCUAUCACCCGCAAACUCAGGCAAAACAAUUUAAUUCAUUCGAUUCGCUCUAGAGAGUCGCAAUCUCAAUUCAAAGCCCCUUCCAUAUGCUACAAAGCGUCGGUAUGUCUGUAUGUCUGCAGGCCUUGGCAUCAAGAAGAUUCUCUUUCCCCAGACGUCUGCUGAUUUGGUCUUGUUCUUGAGCAUGACUAGGAGUCAUUACGCG